Messenger RNA from Panicum virgatum (switchgrass), 2204 nucleotides. RefSeq names its product DNA damage-binding protein 2-like. The coding region runs from base 112 to 1875 and encodes 587 amino acids. NCBI's taxonomy places the organism in Eukaryota, Viridiplantae, Streptophyta, Magnoliopsida, Poales, Poaceae. The record is from RefSeq and is a predicted model, not a curated record. Gene Ontology annotation, cellular component: nucleus; Cul4-RING E3 ubiquitin ligase complex. Gene Ontology annotation, biological process: DNA repair; response to UV. The transcript has 11 exons. Gene Ontology annotation, molecular function: protein binding; damaged DNA binding.
AGCCCAUAAACCCCAAACCCAACCCAACCAACCGCCUCGGCGCCUCGUCUCCCCGUUCCCCACCACACCUUCUCCUUCCCGCCUCCCGAGGCCCCGCCCUGUCGCCGACACAUGGGCCCCACCGCCCGCGCCCAGUUCGUGUACAACCGCCGCCGCCGCCGCAGCGGCGGGCGGCACGCCGUCGAGGAGGCCUCCGACGAAGAGGAGCAGCGGCAGGACAGUUCCUCCUCGUCGGAGGACGAGGAAGACGAAGCGGAAGCGUCGGGAGAAGAAGUCGCUGACGACGACGACGACGAGGAGGAGGAGGAGGAGGAGGAGGCGGCUGUCGAGCCCGCGGCCGAGGAGGAUCCCGCAGCGGCGGCGGCGGGGGAGAAGAGGGGCGGGAGGAAGGGCCGGAUCACCAUCAGCCUCAAGAAAGUGUGCAAGGUGUGCAAAAGGACAGGGCACGAAGCAGGGUUCAAGGGGGCCGUGUACAUCGACUGCCCCAUGAAGCCCUGCUUCCUAUGCAAGAUGCCAGGUCAUACAACCUUGACUUGCCCACAUAGAGUAGCAAUGGAGCAUGGUGUUAUCCCAGCCCCUCGAAGGAAUACAAACACUUCAUUAGAUUAUGUCUUUCAGAGCCAAAUCAAGGGCAAGAUUUCCAUGGUUAAGCCCAAAUUUCUGAUACCCAACCAACUAGAGUCUGGAAACAUAAAAUUUCAUCAGAGGCGUGUGACUUGCUUGGAAUUUCACCCAACAAACAACAAUGUUCUUUUAUCAGGAGACAAGAAAGGGCUUCUGGGUGUUUGGGAUUAUGUUAAGUUGCAUGAGAAGAUUACAUAUGAUUCUGUGCACUCCUGCAUUCUGAACAGUAUGAAGAUUGAUAACGCCAAUGAUGGGAUACUAUACACAGCUUCCUCUGAUGGUACUAUCAGUUGCACAGACUUGGAUACUGGCAUUGGCUCCCCCUUGUUAAAUCUCAACCCGAAUGGUUGGAAUGGUCCGAGCUCUUGGCGCAUGAUAUAUGGGAUGGACUUAAACACUGACAAAGGUCUUAUUUUGGUGGCAGAUAACUUCGGUUUUCUUUACUUCCUGGAUAGACGAUCAAAGACAAGAAUUGGACAUCCGAUUCUCAUACAUAAAAAGGGUAGCAAGGUAACCACCCUUCAUUGCAGCCCUGCACGACCUGAAGUUCUUCUGAGCAGCGGAAAUGAUCACUAUGCCCGUAUUUGGGAUACAAGAAAGCUUGAAGCCAACUCACCCCUUGCCAGCCUUGCUCAUGGGCGGGUUGUUAAUUCAGGAUAUUUUUCUCCACAAAGUGGUAAUAAGAUCUUGACAACAUGUCAGGACAACCGGAUUCGUGUAUGGGACUAUAUUUUUGGUGAUCUGCAAUCCCCAAGUAGAGAAAUUGUACACAGUCAUGAUUUCAACCGUCACCUGACUCCCUUCAAAGCUGAGUGGGACCCAAAGGAUUACACAGAAACUGUUGCGGUCGUUGGUCGUUACAUAAGUGAGAACUACAACGGUGUUGCUUUGCAUCCAAUUGAUUUCAUAGAUACCAGUUCUGGGAAGCUUCUGGCUGAGGUGAUGGACCCUGACAUAACAACAAUCAGCCCAGUAAAUAAGCUACAUCCGCGAGAUGAUAUCCUGGCAACAGGAAGCUCAAGGUCCAUUUUCAUUUGGAAACCAAAGACUGAAGAUGAACUUACAGAAGAAAGGACCAAGCAGAAGGCUAAGGAAUACGUAUAUGGAUCAGGUUCCCAGAAGAAAACAAAUGGUAAGCAUGACAAUAGUAGUGAUGACGAUUCAGAUGGGGAUUCUGGCAGAAAGAACAAAAAAGCAAAGAAGACUCGUUUCACUUGUACCACAAAGGGAAAAGGCAAAUCCAAAGUCUGAUACUGGUGUACUUCGUGCAGCAGCAAUUUUGACAAGAAUUCAGCCAUUUACCAGCCCUACCUAAGAUCCACAAGAAAUCUUUUGUACCAUCUUGACCCCUAGCUAAGAUGCAGAAGACCCAUAGUGGUCUACUGGAGCCAUGCCCCAAGGAUUUAGCUCUAUAAAUAGGUUUCUGAUGCUUUUGGAUCUUGUUAAAUAGGUUUCUGAUGCUUUCGAAUCCUGACAUGCUUAUGGGCAUUUGAUCAGAGUGGGCUUUUAACGGUCUAUCAAAUAUCAAUAUAUAAAUGCUCCUGUACAGUUUGGCUGGAUGCAGUUUAUGUUCAUAAAAA